AUGAAAUUCUUCCAAUUAAAAAAACAUAGUGCUCCUCCUGCCACCAGCCAGCUCAGGAAUGGCUCUUCUUUGCCCCCAAUUGAUCAAUACACUCCUAGAGGAUCAUCUAUUUUGCCCAGCUAUGCAAUUGAAGAAGAUGACUUGGAAGAAGAUGACGACGAAACCAGAGCAAAUACCAUGAGAAAUAGCUUUCUAGCACAGAAUCAGAAUUUCACAUUGCGAAACAAAAACUCUCGGCAUUCGUUUACAACCAAUUAUAAUAAUUCCAGAGAUAUCGGUUAUAAAAGAGGGACCAAUGCCAAUGCCAACGCUGCCGCUGCUGCUGCUUUGAGCAGAUCGAAUUCUUUGAGAAGCGUAUCAGCAUCACAGCGACCAAGACCUUCGCAACCACGUUUGAACUCUUUGACAAACCGAGCCUCCAGCAGCCAGAAAAGAGAGUCUCAAGGAGCCCGAACGCUUUCUUUAUCGAGAAUUGAUGAGCAACCUCUAUCUCGAAGCAAUUCCCAUAGGCAUAGAAUCAACAAUAGGGAUAUCAACAACACCCCUCAACCAAUCCGAAAUCAAGAAAAAUACAGUCAUUUCACCUCACCACCCAACAAAAAGUUUAAUGAAGGGUUGUCUCAACGUCGAUCAAACUCUUUAUUGAGUAAUACUGGCAGAACCUCUUCCUUUUCUUCGCUACCUCCUAUCCUGAAUAGAAGGUACUCGAUGGCCAGUAUGCUUACUAAUAACUCUUUGGAUAUGAAUGACAUAACAAUACAAUCGACCACAACAAAACGCGGAAAUUCUGUUGUUAAACAAACAAAACUCAUUGAUUCUCAGGGAGUAACGAGAAGAAUUAUCACCAAGACAAUAAAGAAAAUUGGGGCGUAUGAGGUUGUCAAGUCUAACAUUAUCAAUCUAUCUAAUGAUGAUCCAAACUCCAGCAUUCUCGAAAAUGGCGGGUACUCUGACAUUGAUGAACUCGGAGACUUGGAGGAGUUAGAUGAUAAUUACGAAGAUGUCUUUUUGCCCCAAGAUGAGAAAUUCGUGACAGCCUUAGAUUUAAAUCGCCAUUUUGAGGAUUUUGAUGACGCAUUGGCCCCGGAUGAUGACGAGCCGCAGUAUGCAAACUCUAUCAAUAGAGACACUAGGGUAGACAUUGAAAGGGCUUCUAGAGGUGUCACCGGGAAUGGGCAGUUGAAUGGAGAAGAAAAAACUGAAUCUCAAAUAAAGGAUGUUUCCAAAGAAUUCAAGACUCUCGGAAUGAGUGAUAAGAAUGUUAUAAAGAAAAGUGAUAAUACUACAGUUUCCGCACCACUAACUAAACCCAUUAGUCAGCCAACAGAUAAUGAAUCCCAGUAUUCUGAUGCGAUGUCUCAUACUAGAAGUUCAAGUGAUGUUAAGCUUCCUUUUAUUGCUUCUAAAACCGACGACAUAGAAAUAUCACCUUUUCAAUCUCCUUCGAAACAAGGUAGGUCUUCUCAAAACAUAACACAAAAGAAUAAGUCAUCAAUUCUCAGACGUUCUCCCAGCGAAGAAUUCGAUAUAUUAUCAACUAGGAGUAUGAGGAGUAAUAGAAGCAGGGUGAGUUUCCGAGGAGUGGAUAUCAUUAAUGCCGAUGAUGGCCAAAGGACUGCUUCGCGUCUGCUGAAAAAGCUCUCCGAAAAAGAAAUGUAUGACGCCGCUCUUAACGCAGCCACUGCAAAGAUUUAUGGAUCCCCCGACCAUGCCAACAGCAAGUCCUCGUUUGAAAGAAAUUUGAACCAAGAAAAUCAUGUUCGUAGUGAUAGACGAUACUCCAUGAGAUCGGAGAACCGAUCCAAUUAUAAUCCUCCUAAAUUGAGAAAGAAAUUAUCAAUAUCAGAUUCCCUAAAGAGUAUAUCAUUAAAUUCUAAAAGUGCAUUUCAGAGAACAGAGCCAAAACAUAAGAAGCCAACAGGUGUUGUCCCUACAUCUCCUCUGGUAAAUUCCAUCUCAGCAAAUAAUGGAACAUUGAGAAAUUCUGAGAAGAAAAAGAAGUUGUCCAGGAAAGAGAAACGGUAUCUCAAAGAGAAAGUUAAAUUGGAGAACAUGGAUUUAUCUGCAGAGAUCAGAGCAGCCCAAAAUAGUUACAAUAAAAAGCACAAGGAUGAUCCAUAUGUUACGCCCGAAGCUCUAGAUCAGACACAAUUGAUUAGGGAAGAGACUCCAGAAGCACUAAAUAACACAAACAUUGAAAAUUCUUCAUUGGUAGACAGUACUGGUAAUGAUCCUAACAAGGUAGGUGAGCAGGUGAAGAAGAAAAGAAAAUUCAACUUAUUAAAGCUCAAGUGGAACUGA
Saccharomycopsis crataegensis is the source of this 2301-nucleotide messenger RNA. RefSeq names its product Msc3p (gene MSC3). The transcript has a single exon. Lineage: Eukaryota; Fungi; Ascomycota; Saccharomycetes; Ascoideales; Saccharomycopsidaceae. The record is from RefSeq and is a predicted model, not a curated record. The coding region runs from base 1 to 2301 and encodes 766 amino acids.